AGAACCAAUAUAUGACUCUUGAUUUCACUCAUAUUCUUUCCAUUGAUAGAAGCACAACGGACGCGUUCUUGUUGCGGUCUCUGGAUUCCUGCAGAGUUCUGUUGGAGGUCAAAUAAUCUCAAGUCCUUUUACUGAUCAGACUUUUGUCAGCAAGAUUUGUUACCCGUCUUCCUAGGAACCAUGACCAUGGAGCUACUUGACAUUCAACCUACUGAACUCAAAUUUACAUUUGAGCUGAAGAAACAAAGCUCCUGCUCUGUUCAGAUGUUCAACAAUUCUGACCAGUAUGUUGCAUACAAGGUCAGAACUACAAAUCCUAAGAAAUAUUGUGUGCGUCCAAAUAUUAAUGUCAUCUCACCAAAGGCAUCUUGUGAAAUCAUAAUCACCAUGCAAGCUCAGCAAAUUGCUCCGCCUGACAUGAAGUGCAAGGACAAGUUCCUUAUUCUGAGUACAGCCGUUCCAGAUGGAACCACUGUGGAGCAAAUUUCCCAUGAUAUAUUUGCAAAAGAAGAUGGCAGAGCUGUUGAAGAAAGGAAGUUGAAGGUAGCCCUCAUCAAUCCUCCAAAUUCUCCAAUCUUGCAACCUAUUGAUGGUGUGGUAAGGCAAGAACCUACUUCCAAAGCUUCAAGGCCAGAGGAAGGUGUAGACGCACCUAAUGGGAACAACAGCCUGCCAUCUCAGACUGUGACAAAGGAUGUCGGCAAACUGAUAGCGAAGCUCAGUGAGGCUGAGAAAGUAAUCACAAGCUUGAGAGAAGAAAGAAAAACCCUACUUCAGCAGCAGGAAGUGUUGCAGGAAGAACUUGGACUGGCAAAGAAGCAGAAUAAGCGUCGCCAAAUUCGAGUGGGCUAUCCAUUUCUCUUCGUUUGUUUCAUUGGCCUUGUUGGAUUGAUGUCCGGAUCCAUGUUACACUUAUAACGCCCACGCCACUCUGCCAAUAUAUCAGCAUUAUUCAGCCAAGGCGACAACAGAACAUUUUUGGUGGAGUUUUGCCAUUUUGGUGAAUGUUCAGGACUAAAACAAAAGUGCGUUUUGGUGGUAAAUACUGCUGCGCCUAUAAUUCAUUUGUACAUACCUACAUAUAUAAUGGGUGAUUUUUUCUGCUGUCUAUCUGAGGAUGUUUGUGGGAGAAAAUGAAAAGGAAGAAAGCAGAAUAUCUGUUGUUUGAAUAAUUAAAGAGGAAAAGCUUUUAGAGA
Nymphaea colorata (pocket water lily) is the source of this 1196-nucleotide messenger RNA. RefSeq names its product vesicle-associated protein 1-2-like. Gene Ontology annotation, cellular component: plasma membrane; endoplasmic reticulum membrane. Lineage: Eukaryota; Viridiplantae; Streptophyta; Magnoliopsida; Nymphaeales; Nymphaeaceae. Gene Ontology annotation, biological process: endoplasmic reticulum membrane organization. The transcript is spliced from 9 exons. The record is from RefSeq and is a predicted model, not a curated record. The coding region runs from base 181 to 918 and encodes 245 amino acids.